CAAUGCCGCUAAGAUGUCUGUUUUAUAAAUAAAUGAAAUGUGGAUUAUAUGAUUUUGUUUUGUUUUCAUAAAUACAUUUGCAUGUUGGCUCUUGCGUCACGCAGAACGCAUUUUGUCAGCACUUCGUUUUGAUAGUAGUGAAGGAGAACGUAGAAAGCAAUUAUUGUGUUUCGCUUUAAAAUGUCUAAAAGGAUUAUUUUCGCAGAAAAUCUUGGUCUUUCCUCUAGCGACGAUGAAGAAAAUAUAGGAGCAAUUGAGUUGGACAAGGACAUGUGCACGUCGUCUGAAAUUGAUAGCCUUUUUAAAAUUAAAUACAAAAUUGCUCAUGAGAUGUCGGCAACCAUGAAAAGGGAAUUCAUAAUGAAAUUAUGCACAAACACUUCGUUUACAAAAGUUGCCGCUGGCACUUCGGGCGCGACAGUGUACAUAUAUGACAUAUGCCAAGAACGAGGACUAAUAAAAUCUGCAUGCCUACCUUGCUCAUCCUCAAUCAGCGAUCAACCAGCAAGUAUAUGUGGACUUAAUUUCUUGAAUGAGGAUUCUAGCAUAUUGGUAGUAGGCACCACAGCCGGACACUUAUUCGUCUAUGAUGUGCGACAAAACUAUAGCCGGAUGAGUUUUAAAAGGGGACCCAAACAUUUAGAUGUUCCUAAAGAUUACCUUUGCUUGGAUCGAAACGCGAAUAGUCGUUUGCUUUGCGUGGGAACAGCAAACUAUCGCGAUAUGGUGCAAUUACUGUUUUUCGAUUUACGCCAACGUAAACUAAUGGGGUGCUAUUCUGAGAGUCAUCAAGGCGACAUGACCGAUAUAAAGUUUCAUCCCCAAAAUCCCGAUAUUUUAUGUACUGGAUCCGUCGAUGGUCUUAUAAACAUAUUUGAUCUUCACGAGACAUCAGAGGAAGACGCUUUGUUAACUACUUUUAAUUCUGAAAGUAGUGUUUACAAACUAAACUGGCAUAAAACUCUCUAUGAAAAGGACAUUAUUUCAUGUAUGACCACCACCAACGAUCUUAAACUCUACAAUAGUGAAGAGUAUGAUUUAGUUGCUGAAUUUGAAUGGCCUAAAAUUACUGAUGCGAUAAAACGCAAGGCGCCAUCAAAUUGCCAUCUAAUUAAUACGCACAGUACCUUAGACAAUAAGAUUUUUUCAUUAGUCGGGACAAAUUUUAAUAAGGGAGAAAUUCUACGUUCUGUGCAAUUGAAGGACCAAAUGAUACCGUUGGCUAACUUCAAGGGCAAUAAACAAAUUAUUCGCGACAGCGUUUUUGAAAUGAAUUCAAAUGCAUUAAUAACCGGAGGGGAAGGCGGCUUUUUAACAUUAUGGACGCAAGAAGAUCGAUUAAAUGAUUCAACGCAAAAUUAUUCACAAGAAUUAAAGCAUAAAAUUAAAAGGGGUUCUCAUAAAACAAAUCCAUAUUAACCAUUACAACCGACUUCUAGUAAUAACAUUAGAAUACAAUACGCUAAUAUGAAAAU
Molecule: messenger RNA, 1475 nt
Organism: Glossina fuscipes
Lineage: Eukaryota; Metazoa; Arthropoda; Insecta; Diptera; Glossinidae
Product: WD repeat-containing protein 89
Exons: 5
Coding region: 181-1419 (412 amino acids)
Molecular function (GO): protein binding
Source: RefSeq, a predicted model, not a curated record